UGACCUGCCGGCGGUGCGGCGGGGGAACGGAACGAACACGCGCGAGGCGUAGCGAGGCAAUGCGAGGCCGGUCACCCCACGAUAGUGUGCCGCCAAGCGAUUUGUCACAUGUACAGCGUAUUGUAGUUAUUAUUAUAUUUUUUAUAGUUUCACACAUGGAAAGUUUCAUAGAAGGUGUCCGUCUACAUCCAUGUCUCUGGAACCCAUUACACCCAGAUUAUAGAGAGAUGCACGUAAAGGAUAAUGCUUGGCGUCGCGUGGUGAAACAUUUCAACAACGAGUCUAUAAUUCCUAACAUACAAGUUGCAAAAAUGGAAUGGAAGAAACUUCGUGAUAACCAUAGAGAUGCACUCAAGCGAGCAAAAUUGGGCAAAAAUAAGCUCCUACCUGCACAUAUCACAACUUGGAAGUACGCCAAGAUAAUGCAGUUUCUCGAGCCGCACAUGAAAUACAGAAUUACUGAGAACAUAGAAAUAGAAAACUUAGUGCCGGGAUCAAGUACAAAAAAAACUGAUCAAUGUCUCACAACAGAUGCCGAAGACGAUAUUAAGCCAACUUGUCCCAAGAAACGAUGCCACAUGGAAAAUACGAGUGAAGUUCCACAAGACACAGAUGCACUAGAAUCGUUUUAUAAUUGUAUAUUGAAGAGUACGAAAGUUAUGCCUCCCUGGAUGCAAACGCAAGUGAAGAAGAAAAUAUUUGCAAUCAUCAUAGAAGCGGAAGAAACGCUCGCAAAACAACAUAGCAGUAACCCGAGCCAUGACACUGCCGAUGGGACAACCGAACAUAGCGAGACUGACGAAAACAUGGAACCUAAAAUAAAAAUUGAAGUUUGCUCAGACGAGGUCUAAGACUACGACGACCAAGAAGAUGUAUAUUUUCAGCAAUGGUGACAGUGAGAAAAGAUAAAAGCAUUCUCAGAUUUAUUAAAGAAGAGAGGAGAUAAAAAGAGGAGAUAAGAAAAUGAUCUUUCGACCAAAUCACCACUUAACAUCAGGUGGGAUCGUGGUUAAGCGCUGGCUUAUUGAACAUAAA
Messenger RNA from Papilio machaon (common yellow swallowtail), 1035 nucleotides. RefSeq lists its product as uncharacterized. Gene Ontology annotation, cellular component: nucleus; transcription regulator complex. NCBI's taxonomy places the organism in Eukaryota, Metazoa, Arthropoda, Insecta, Lepidoptera, Papilionidae. Gene Ontology annotation, biological process: regulation of transcription by RNA polymerase II. The record is from RefSeq and is a predicted model, not a curated record. The transcript has 2 exons. The coding region runs from base 60 to 851 and encodes 263 amino acids.